AAAGGCCUAACAACUGGCCACAUCAAAGGGAACGAGAACCCGUCGCAGUUGAAGAACUCCCUAAUUGUUAUGCAAAAGGACCAUAUGUUCAUUACCGAUGAUCAAGCAGCAAAGCAGUCUCUUCUACGACACAUCCAGCGAGGACACUUUGAUGCUCCAGAUGAAAUGUAUUGGUCAAAGUCAAACGGAAAUGGCGGAAGUCCAAACACGAGAUAUUGUAGGAAGCUUCCCCUCGACGAGAGCUCAAGCAACACGCCGGAGACUUCUCGUUUGAUCCAGCGUCCUAUGGAGGAGUCCGCUACCUAUAACUCGGUGAGAGCUUAUUCGAUUGUUAAAACAUAG
This is a messenger RNA of Cylicostephanus goldi, 342 nucleotides long. The record is from the annotation of a GenBank genome assembly. Lineage: Eukaryota; Metazoa; Nematoda; Chromadorea; Rhabditida; Strongylidae.